AUGGUAAAAAAUGGCCAAUUCACAAGUCAGCUGGCAAAUGUGAUUUUUACGCUCUGCGCUCAACUGAAAACCUCCGGCAUUAACUUUGGAACAAACGCAUCGAACGGCGGUGCCUUUCGCGCGCGCAUAUUUAUAUCACGUCAUCCUAAUGGCAUCGUUAAUGUACCGCUCGUUUGGACGACGUCACGCCGUGACCUGCGGAUGCGCAUCCCUAUGAAAACUACACCGACAUGCUAUGAACUGAACAAAGUGUUCGUGUCGCUUCGACAGGCCUGCUGCCGAGACAACGGUCAACUGGGGACGCCAUGCAGACUGAAAAUCAUGGAGCUUGUCGAACUGCGUGCAAUGCACUGGCGGAGCAAUCUGGCACACAGUCAGUACUAUCUCAAACGUCCUGAACAGCAACAAGAGCCGCCUGUCACCCCACAGCCGAUGACUUUUCUGCCACAAAAUCCUCUAUUCAUGCCGCCCGAAACGCCACCAGCAACACAUCCGUCAAAUGCUGGUUUUUAUUUGAUUCCCGCCUCGGGUGGUUGGAUGCCACCGCUGAUUCCCGGGAUACCACCAAACCCAUUCAUGCCACAACCAUUGCUGACACCUGAAGCCGUAUUGAUGCGUCAACGAAGUUUGAACAAAAAG
Ostertagia ostertagi is the source of this 639-nucleotide messenger RNA. NCBI's taxonomy places the organism in Eukaryota, Metazoa, Nematoda, Chromadorea, Rhabditida, Trichostrongylidae. The record is from the annotation of a GenBank genome assembly.